AUGCCAGUUGAUUCUAUGCACAGUCGUAUUGAGACACAAAAGCAACGUACAUUGAAAAGUGGUCCAGUGUAUAUUCCAGCACAGUGGGUUUCAAUAAUUAAAUUGGCUAAAAAAAAUGGAAAACCGUAUACUACAACUGAAAUGGAUACAAAAGAUUUCUUCGACCUAUCUAUUUUAUGUAAUGAACUUGGAACAAAUUUUAAUGUUAAUGAGCAAGGAGAAAAAUUUUUGAUGGGUGACAUUGUAGAAGUGAAUGUUAAAAAAGAAAAACCAUUUAUUGUACAUUAUAAGACAGAUUUUUCCUACCUGAUUAUAAAACAAUUGAUAUACGAAGUUACAGUAAACGGAAUAAAUCUUACCCUGAAAAAAGUACCAUAA
Messenger RNA from Macrosiphum euphorbiae (potato aphid), 378 nucleotides. The record is from the annotation of a GenBank genome assembly. Lineage: Eukaryota; Metazoa; Arthropoda; Insecta; Hemiptera; Aphididae.